AGACUAUGGUCUUGCAAGGCUGUCCUGUGCGGGUGAUGUGUGGGAUGUGUCUGCACCCCCUUUCCUGAGAAAUGCUUGUCCCUACGCCACGUGUCAGUAGAUAGGUACGUUUUUCUCACCCCUCUUUCCUGACGUUGAUCCAUAGCUCUAGUCCUUUAUUGGAGGUUGGACAGUUGGCCAGCCGAAGGCAGCUCCUGCCUUCCCCAAUACAUCAUUUGGCGCUGACCGCCCGUCUGGCAGUAAAUCAGUGUCUGCUCUCUGGUGCUUCCCCUGUUUUAGGGGGUAGAAGCGGGUACAGAGAGCCCUCCCAGGGACCUUGGGGAUAUCAGCUGGCCUGGGAAUGGGAAUGGCGUGGACUGAGGCUGCGCAUGGGACACGAUACAGUCCAUUUUCAUUCCGGGGUCUUUUCUUUCACGACUCUGACCCCUGAACACCAAAUGCCUGUUGAAUGAAGGUAAGUUGAUAAAACUGGCAGGUGUAGAAACUGAUACGGUUCUAGCUGGAACUGCCUGAAUUCAAUAUCAAAUACUUGCUUCAUUAUGUACAGCUUUUUGAUGCGGGGAACCCAACUGGUUUUAGAAGAAGUCAGAUUUGGUUAUGACUCUACCCGGUACUGCCGUAUCUGCCUCGCCACAGCACCUUCUGCACCUUUGCAGGCUGACGACUUGAAGGUGCCAGACUUUGGGGUCUUCUCAUCCCGCGCCUCUCCCUGUAAGUGAUAAGGCUACAUUAAUCUGUAUUCCCUGCGAUCUCAAAGCUGGACUGUUUGGGAUCUGAAAAUGGAAAUAAAAGGAGGGGGAAGGAUAUCACUUGGAGUGUCUCUGAUAACGUUUGAGAAGUGCUAGCAGUCCUGAUACAACGAAGUGGCUUCAGCCCAAAAACAAACUGGUUGCUUAUUUGCUGGUCGUAGAGGGCAGAGAACUGAAGUUGACUGAAUACUGGAUCAAAACCUUAGCUGCUAAGAGGGAGAAACUAAUGUAAAUGCAGGUGACCAUGCAGAAUGCAGUUCAGGUGUGGUUUGGAGAUGACCUUCCCUUAAGUCCCCGCAGUCCCCUGACCCCCCGACACGGGCCGGGUUUGGCAGACGUGUGCCUGUACGACCAGUGGAUAUCUGUGCGGCAUGAAGCAACUCUGGUGCCUAUGCAAGAAGAUCUGUCGAUCUGGCUGUCUGGCUUGCUGGGAAUAGAAAUCAAAGCAGAACAACUGCUAGAAGAACUCGAUAAUGGGGUGUUACUCUGCCAAUUGGUUGGUGUUCUUCAAAACACAAUUAAAAAAUGUUGUAGCUCAAAUAACUUAAGGAAUUUUCCUAUGAGAAAAGUUCCGUGUAAGAAGGAUGCUCCAUCAGGAUCUUUUUUUGCCAGAGAUAAUACAGCCAACUUUCUUAACUGGUGUAGGGCCAUUGGAGUUGAUGAGACUUACCUCUUUGAAUCUGAAGGUUUAGUGUUGCACAAGGAUCCAAGACAAGUGUAUCUUUGUCUGUUGGAAAUUGGGCGCAUCGUAUCCAGGUAUGGAGUUGAACCUCCUGUACUAGUAAAACUCGAGAAGGAAAUUGAGCUAGAAGAAACACUGCUGAUGACCUCUGGACCACCAUCACCUAUUAGCACAGCAAAGUCAUGUUGUCACCAUGGGGAGCUAGAUGAGGCAGUUAAACAUAUAGCAGAAGAUCCUCCCUGCAGUUGUUCCCAUCGAUUUUCAAUUGAAUACUUAUCAGAGGGACGUUACAGGCUGGGAGAUAAAAUACUCUUCAUAAGAAUGCUACAUGGCAAGCAUGUGAUGGUACGUGUUGGUGGAGGCUGGGACACUCUUCAAGGUUUUCUGCUUAAAUAUGAUCCGUGCCGAGUGCUUCAGUUUGCAACUCUGGAACAAAAAAUCCUGGCGUUUCAGAAAGGGAUCACCAGUGACGGCGUCCCCAGCUCGUCAGCUAGAGUUCAGGAGCCUCCUGUUAUGAAUCCCAUGUCAGCCGUCAAUAUGUUUCAAAAGCAGCCAUCGAAACCCCCUACUCCUGUUUCAGCUCUCGGGGCCAGUGCCAAGAAGGCUUUAUCUAAACGUCCUCAGUCCCCUGCCCUGGCAUCACCAAAAGCGCCAGUGCCCCCGUCCUCCACAGCCAAGUCGUUGACAGUCAGAUCCAAAUUACAAGGGUCUUCAGCGACAGGCGUGCAAUCUCCUUUCAAACCAUUAACUGGUACCGCCAAGAAACUGGAGUCUCCUGCACACAACUCACCAGCUUCUGCUCCUUCGCAGCCUGUAAACAAAAGAUCUUCGCCCGCAGGAGCGAGAACGGCUCUCGUUCACUCCGAAACAUUGCGCAAACGUAUUCGGUCCCCCGAUGCUCCCAAGGUGAAAUUUGCCCUGCCUCAGGGCUCCCCGGCGCCAGCGCUGCAUCCUGCCCUCUCGUCCUCUAAAAAACAGCCGUCUGACUUGCCUGGGACAGCUGAAACGAUGGCUUCGAAGCAGAAGUGUGUCCCUGCUAACUGUAAAGCUGUAUCUGUCCCUAAAACCAAAGCGAAUUCCGUUGCUCCGAGGGCUGCUCGGCCGCCCGUUACAAACCUGCGUGCUGUUGCCAAGUUUGCACAUUCUCAGCAGCUCCUUGCAAAACCUCCUUCUGAAAACGCUAUUCAGACCUCAGGAACUGGGUCUCGGCAUCCUCCGAAAGCUCCACAAACAGCUUCUGACCUGGCAAGGAACCUGAAAAGUGCUUCAGUCCUAAAACACUCAGCUUCUGCACCUUCCCUUGCAGUUAGCAAAGCAUCAAAGUCACCACCUAAGCUGGUAUCCACAAGCAAAACCGUAUCGUCGGUUGUCAAUAAGCAGCCAAAUGUCAGUAAAUCCCCUCAGGUUGGACCCGCUUCAUCCAAACCUCCUGAACGCACUCCCUUAUCCGUUGUACGGCUUCCUCAAACUUCAGCCAAAGCGGCAGUGACCAAAAAGCCAGCGCAGCCUUCCACAAAAGGUCAGCCUUCGACCAAAAACUUGCAAGCAAAUGAAAGCUUGGCCCCAGCGGCCAAGAAGCCUCUCCCUGAGGGAAAAUCGGCAACGGCGUGUAACAAAGGAACGCCUGCUGUGUCAAAAGGUCCUCCUACGAAGAGCAGGCAAGAUGAUCACUACUUCGUUAUGACAGGGAGUAAAAAACCCAGAAAGUAAACUUAUUUGUUACUUUCUGUGGAAGUCUUAAUUUUGUUUGAAUGGGCCUCUUGUAUCUGCUACACUGAGGAUAAGGAAAAAAGUUAAAUAACACUACAUUUACCAUGAAAUAUUAGGUAUAACCUACAUUUUGCUGCAUAACUUACAGUAAGAACUGUAUUUGUUUUGCAGUUUAGAAACUUCUAUUUGGAUAUAUUUAGAAGUGAGCUUGCUUGCUGUGUAGCACUGUGGAAUAGAGACUAUGCCUGUUUGCUGCUAGCCUGACCUGCCGGGGGGAAGGCGGGAGCGAGGAAAGGGGAGCUAGGGCUGCUGCUUUUGCUGCGGCUUAUUUUCAAGGGAUUGAAGCCUGCCCGAGAAACAUCUACCCAGGGCAGAGCCUGAGCGAUUCUGGUGGUUCUGGCACAUCUGCAUCGAGGCCUGUGGCAAGCGAUAGAGCUGUGCACAAGCUGUAAAAUUUCUAAUACCUCAAACAAAACUGUGAGGUUGUGGGGUUUUUUUUUUUUUUAGUUCAUCUGUGUCCCAGAACCCAAAUUUGGGUCACCUGCAUGUAUUAGAAAGAGAUCUCUAGUCAUGUUUAGAUUUGACAGCUGCCGUUAUCAGCAUUCACUGUGCCCCCCAUGUGCCUUAAAGUGGCUUCAGCUUGCUGGGAAAUGGAGCUUUCUUGGUCUGUGGUGUUGGACAUGGAAAAUCCUGGCGUCGAUCGCUCGCUCUCAUUGUGCCUUAGCCUCUCAAGCUCAUGACAGAUCCCUUCGGUGAGCAAUGCUACUUUUAAAUCCCUGGGCAGAUAACCUUGCUUAUUUUGUGCUCAAAUCUGACUGUAAGUGAGCCCAGUCUUUCCUAGAAAGCUCUUGCUGCACGGAGGGGAGCUCCUGCAUUGCUGGGAAGGUGCUUUCCCCGGGGCUGGAGCCCCAAAGCAGCCCCAGCUCCAGCAACGCCGAGCUGCAAGCACUGACCUGCACUGGCAGGCCUUACUGCUCAGCAGGAGUGGCCUUUGCAUGUAAAAAUUGCUAAAUACUUCUCUCAAAUGCUACAGGUUAAUUUUUGUGGGCAGUCUUAGUCUGCAGUGGCCUUGUUUUAUUUAUGGAGACCAUCUUACUUACCUACUUUCUGGAGGCGAGGAAUAGUUUCCCAAAGGGGUAAUGAGGGACUGUGUUUGCCUUUAAACAUCUGAAAGUGCCAGAAAGCUAUGCACUGUUUAUGUUCUCAGCUCCUGAAGGCUUUCAGUGGGUUAAACAUUCGUGGUGCUCAACACCUUUACCCUUAACAGAAGUGAGUUUCAUGGUAGAUUAAUAAAAACUACCGUCUUUGGGAGUACUGUUGUUUGGGUUACUUUGGAUUUAAUGAACAGUUUCUACAAACACUGAGGAGUUUCACACUCUUGAGGUCUGUGAAGAGACACUGCCGACUUCCACAGACCAUCACUUCUGCUCUCCAUUCCCAGGAUGUUUACUUAUGGGCAGGAGAAGAGAUGCAUGGAAACUGCAGCUUCCAAUGUUAUAUAUUUAAAUGGGUUUGGUUUUUUUUUCCCCUGGAACUAGAGUAAGCAAGCAUCAUAAACUGAGUUCUCGUGUGCAGUGGCAAAGUCAUUGAGCUGCCUUUCUGAGCACCUUGUUAGCUUUUUUUUUUAAUUUAUGAUUCUAUUUAUGCAUAUCUACUGUACAAUACUGCUUACAACCUGCUGGGAGUAAACAGUAAAUACCAAUAUCCAAACUGUAGGAGGGAAACAGAUCAGUUUUAAUAACAUGGACACAAGUCCCACAAGCUCCCAUACAAAGUUGUAUGUCUGGGGAGGGCCUUAGGCUUGCUUGUUUUAUAAAUACACUGGUCAAAGCCACUACUGGAAGUGUUAAGAAUAGUAUUGACUGUAGUGGACUGCUUUCAGGUUUGAUAAAUUUGGCACACAGUUUCAUAUGCUGAAAGCAUUUUACAGCACAUGACUUUUGAUUUCAGGCUUCCAAAUAAUGAGCUAUGAUGUGAUAUAUCUCAUGCAGAUUAAUAGCUGAAUUCUUGGGGUUUCUUUCUGUACUGGGUCUGGCUGAGAUGGAGUUAACUUUCUUCAUAGCAGCCCGUAUGGUGCUGUGUUUUAGAUUUGUGACUAAAACGGUGUUGAUAGCACACCGAUGUUUUAGCUGUUGCUGAACAGUCCUUGCACAGGGUCAAGGCUUUCUCUUUUUCCUGCUCUGUCCCACAGCGAGUAGGCUGGGGGUGGGCAGGAGAUUGGGAUGGGACAUGGCCGGGAGAGCCAACCCGAACCGGCCAAAGGGCUAUUCCGUAUCGUAUCGAGUCACCCUCAGCAGCACAGACGGGGCAGAGGCAGAAGGUGUGAGGGGUUGGCUUCCAAGGUGGCCGUUGUUUGCAGCCUGGCUGGGCUGUGGGAGUCUGCCUGUGGGAGGUAGUGAGUGAUUGCCUUUGUAUCGCUUGGUGGUUUGGGUUUUUUCCUCUUUCCUUCACUUAUUAAACUGUCUUUAUCUCAACCUGUGAGUUUUCUUGCUUUGGCUGUUCCUCUUCUCUCCCUUGUCUUGCUGGGGAAGGAGGGGAGAGAGCGAGUGAG
Molecule: messenger RNA, 5692 nt
Organism: Harpia harpyja (harpy eagle)
Lineage: Eukaryota; Metazoa; Chordata; Aves; Accipitriformes; Accipitridae
Gene: GAS2L3
Product: growth arrest specific 2 like 3
Exons: 11
Coding region: 982-3141 (719 amino acids)
Biological process (GO): actin crosslink formation
Cellular component (GO): actin filament
Molecular function (GO): cytoskeletal adaptor activity; microtubule binding; actin filament binding
Source: RefSeq, a predicted model, not a curated record